This is a messenger RNA of Cygnus olor (mute swan), 1393 nucleotides long. RefSeq names its product kelch domain containing 10 (gene KLHDC10). Bases 32 to 1246 code for a protein of 404 amino acids. NCBI's taxonomy places the organism in Eukaryota, Metazoa, Chordata, Aves, Anseriformes, Anatidae. Gene Ontology annotation, molecular function: protein binding. The record is from RefSeq and is a predicted model, not a curated record. Gene Ontology annotation, biological process: positive regulation of stress-activated MAPK cascade. The transcript has 9 exons.
GGCGGCGGCGACCGGGGAGGAGACGGGAGCUAUGGCGGCGGCGGGCGGCGGCGGCGGAGGAGGAGGAGAAGGAGAAGGAGGCGGCCGGGAUCCGAAGGGGCCGCGGGGAGCGGCGGGGGGGGAGCUCCUCAACCGCUUCGUGCAGCUCCCGGGCAGGCCGCAGCCGGCGGGUCACAGAUCUCCCCCGGCGAGGAGCGGCCAUCGGUGCGUGGCGGACAACGCCAACCUGUACGUGUUCGGAGGCUACAAUCCUGAUUACGACGAGUCCGGUGGGCCGGAGAACGAAGACUACCCGCUCUUCAGGGAGCUCUGGCGGUACAACUUUGCCACGGACACCUGGCAUCAGAUGGGCACGGAAGGCUACAUGCCCAGGGAGCUAGCCUCCAUGUCACUCGUAUUGCACGGCAACAACCUGCUCGUGUUCGGGGGCACCGGGAUCCCCUUUGGGGAGAGCAACGGCAACGAUGUCCACGUCUGCAACGUCAAAUACAAGAGAUGGGCCCUGCUCAGCUGCCGAGGGAAGAAACCCAAUCGAAUCUACGGCCAGGCCAUGGCCAUCAUCAAUGGUUCCUUGUACGUGUUUGGUGGGACGACCGGUUACAUCUACAGUACCGACCUGCAUAAGCUAGACCUCAACACUAGGGAGUGGAUCCAGCUGAAACCAAACAACAUGUCCUGUGACAUGCCAGAGGAGAGGUACAGACAUGAAAUCGCACAUGACGGUCAACGGAUUUAUAUCCUGGGAGGUGGAACUUCCUGGACAGCUUAUUCCUUAGAUAAGAUCCACGCGUACAACCUUGAGACCAACACCUGGGAGGAAAUUGCCACGAAACCGCAUGAAAAAGUUGGCUUCCCAGCAGCCCGAAGAUGCCAUAGCUGCGUUCAGAUAAAAAAUGAUGUGUUCGUUUGCGGCGGCUAUAACGGAGAAGUGAUUCUGGGAGACGUCUGGAAGCUGAACCUGCAGACUUUCCAGUGGGUCAAGCUGCCAGCCGCCAUGCCUGAACCCGUAUAUUUCCACUGUGCUGCUGUCACCCCAGCUGGCUGUAUGUACGUUCACGGCGGGGUGGUCAACAUCCACGAAAACAAACGGACUGGCUCGCUCUUCAAAAUGUGGCUGGUGGUGCCCAGCCUGCUGGAACUGUCGUGGGAGAAGCUCCUCGGCUACUUCCCUCGCCUAGCCACGCUCUCCAGAGCUCAGCUUUUGCACCUUGGACUGACGCAGGGACUCGUUGAGCGGCUAAAAUGAGGCCAUCUCGGGCUUCUGCCCCAGGCACACCACGUCCAAAAGGCCCCUUCCCCUCCCCUAUUUAUGGAUACUGCGGAUGGUCUCGCUAAGACCACGGCGGAACCUGCUCAGCGCCUUACUCAGCAAAUACAUCGAUGCCUUUCUGGA